UUUUUUUAAAAACAUUUUAGUUUUUAUAGGAUAAGCAGAGAAGGCCCUGCUGGCACUGACAACACACCACUGCCUGAGAUGCUUCAUAGCAGCAAAACCAGUAUUGCCGUUACUUUAUCAAUAGUAGGGGCUGUGGUCUUCGUCAUCUUUUUCUUCAUCUGCUGUUGCUGCUGCCCCGGCUGCUGUAUCUAUCAAACGUGUGUAAAACCCAGACCUGUGGAUGAAACACAUGUAACUACAGUCAUGAAUACACAAUCCAUUCAGCCGCAGCCUGUAAUGCAGGGAGGCCAGUACCCACAAUACCAACCAGUGCCGACUCAAGCAGGUUACUGGGGUCAGCCUAUGCAGACAGCACCAUAUCAGGGACAGUCAUAUGCACCAGAACCCCCACCCUCGUAUGACGUGGCCACGAGUCCUGGAUAUCCCACUAUUCAGGGUGCAUAUAAUGGAGGCCAGGCCAUGUACCCCAUGAAGUCACCUGACCAGCCGGGUGCUGCUCCUGUCCUUUCAGAGACAUUGAAUCAGCCGGCUUACAACCCCGACUACAUGCAGCCACCAAAAACCGGUUACUAA
Carassius auratus (goldfish) is the source of this 573-nucleotide messenger RNA. RefSeq names its product protein shisa-5-like. The record is from RefSeq and is a predicted model, not a curated record. Bases 79 to 573 code for a protein of 164 amino acids. The transcript has 4 exons. NCBI's taxonomy places the organism in Eukaryota, Metazoa, Chordata, Actinopteri, Cypriniformes, Cyprinidae.